UCGGCGCGACCCGGACGGCGACGACAGCCCUCACACCCCCCCGCCAUCACCGCUUGCUCAGAGGCCGUGUCAGGCCCGCCCCGCGCCUAGUAAUCCGUGGUGAAAAGGAUGAACAAGCAGUGUUGUGCAGCAAAGAUAAAACUUACGACAUGAAAAUAGCAGAUACCUCAAAUAUGCUGCUGUUUAUUCCUGGUUGCAAAACUCCAGAACAACUGAAUGCCGAUCAAGCAUCUUGUAAUAUUAUUCAUUCACAGAUUGCUGGUUUCUCCAAUAGCUACUGGGAAUUAAGGAGAUGUCGACCAAAACUAAAGAAACUGAGGAAACUUUUAAUGGAAGAUCCAUAUGAAGGGCCAGAUAGUCAGAACGAUCAGACUUUAACAUUUUCAAAGUAUACAACGGAAGAUUUGUUAAGUCUGAUUCAAGCAAGCGAAGAAGAAAUAAUGCACCAAUUGCAGGUUAUAGAUGCCUGCAAAAUUGGAGGAUAUUGGAGAAUCCUAGAAUUCGACUAUGAGAUGAAACUGUUGAAUCAUGUGACUCAACUAAUAGACUCAGAGUCCUGGUCUUUAAGUAAGGUUCCUUUACGUACCUGCCUUGAGGAACUUGGAUGUCUAGAGCCCACAGAGAUGAUAGAACAUAUUCUUUUAAGCUAUGGAAGGAAAUACAUUGAUGAUGGGGACGUUUACUUUGAAAUGCAUGAAGAUAAAAUAUGCAGAGCUAUAGCACAAAUGCUUUUGCAAAAUGCAGUUAAAUUCAAUCUGUCAGAAUUUCAAGAAGUCUGGCAACAAAGUGUCCCUGAAGGGAUGACAACAAGACUUGAUCAGCUUAAGGGCUUGGCACUUGUGGAUAGAACCUCAAGGCCAGAGACCAUCUUUCUGCUAAAAGUGGAAGACUUACCUGAAGACAAUCAGGAAAGAUUCAACAGCUUAUUCAGCAUACGAGAAAAGUGGACAGAAGAGGAUAUUACCCCCUAUAUACAAGAUUUAUGUGCAGAGAAGCAGACAGUUGGUGUUCUUCUGACAAAAUAUGCUCGCUCCUCAGUGCAGAAUGGUGUUAAAGUUUAUAAUUCUAGAAGACCCAUCUCCUAACAAUUAUUGUUUUAAGAACUGAGAAUACUGAAUGGAGUGAGUGUUGCUUCUUACUUCCUCCUGAGGACGUUGUCAACCAGUAUCAUAUGGUGUUCUUGAGUUUAAGCAGCUAAACCUCUUGAAUGAGUUCUGUUUUCUGCUCAGCUAAAGUAGUAUGUGAGGGCACUUGCCUCUUCUAAGAAACAGCCCUUGCCCACCAUUCCUUGCCCACCUUCUUUUUCCUUUGUGCCUGUAGUUAUGCCAGGAGUCAAGCUACUUCUUGAAUACAUUUUAGUUGUGUAUAAGUAAACUGAAGUCUGACAUUAAAAAUUAAAACCUCUUUGAUAAUAAUUGAACCAAUUGUAUCGAUUUCAACAGCAAAAUAGAAUACUUAGUCUUUUGCCCAUCAGUGAGCAUUCUUAAAAGAUUACAGUUUCGUUGCAGUGUUGACAUUUUGAAUACUGCAGACCUUGACAAGCUCAUAAACAAGUUAUUCCUCGCUGAGACUAAACACUAGUCUUAAUUUUGGAAGGCGGUUCUUUUUGUGGUCAUGUCUGUGAAUAACAUUAACACAGGCUCUUGAGACUUCUAACACUUGGCAGAAUUGCCUUUUAAAUAUUACAAAAAACCAAAUUGCAACUGAAUGAAGAUAUGAGAAAAUAGUUGGACAUUGUCUUAUACACUUUCUGUAAACUGACAUUACAAUGUAGCUGAGGUAAAACUAACGAUUUACAGAAGACUACCUUUGCUUAUAAAACUUUGUAAUAUAAUUAUUUUAAAAAAAACUUUGUUAUGGCAAAUAACUGCACACAGAAAUUGUAUUGAAAACUUGAGGUGGAAUAUUAUUCUGUGUAGAGCAAUGAAACAGGAUUUUUUUAUGAUACUGUCAUAAAGUGGAGUGCCUGAAAUUGAAAUUUUGUAAUCAUAAAGAAGGAUUGCAUGUCAGUAAACUAGAGUUUAAUACUAAAUUGUUUUUUUUAAAACUUAAUAAAUGUAGGGGGGGGUUAUGCAAAAAGAAUUUGCUGUAUCAAACUCAGAUGUAAGGUCUGAAAAAUCUUGGAACUACUAGCAUGCCAAAUACAGGGUGAGUGGGGAAAGAAACUAUACAUCAGAUGUAACUCUUAAGAUGGAUGUGUGCAUCCCUGGAAUCUUGUUAUAGAUAAAAAGCUGAAUAAAAAUUGCUGCCUGA
Molecule: messenger RNA, 2253 nt
Organism: Athene cunicularia (burrowing owl)
Lineage: Eukaryota; Metazoa; Chordata; Aves; Strigiformes; Strigidae
Gene: DSCC1
Product: DNA replication and sister chromatid cohesion 1
Exons: 9
Coding region: 150-1085 (311 amino acids)
Biological process (GO): mitotic sister chromatid cohesion; maintenance of mitotic sister chromatid cohesion
Cellular component (GO): Ctf18 RFC-like complex; nucleus; chromatin
Source: RefSeq, a predicted model, not a curated record